Cladocopium goreaui is the source of this 8061-nucleotide messenger RNA. The record is from the annotation of a GenBank genome assembly. Lineage: Eukaryota; Dinophyceae; Suessiales; Symbiodiniaceae.
AUGGAUGAGGACUAUACGUCCUACGCCGACGAGUGGGACGGCCAUGGCGAUGACUAUGGUGAGGGAGAAGAAGAAGGGAGCGACCAUGAGACUGAUCCUGACGCAGGACUGGAGUCUGAGGACGUCGAGGGUGAAGUCGAAGAUGGAUCGCAGCAGCCAAGAGAAGGUGAAGAGCCAGCGGGACAAGCACCUAGUUCGCCUCCCGUGAGGCAUGGCAAAAAUGGGCCGAGAUCGACUUCUUCGGUGAGCGGCUCGUCAGCGAGAGGUGCUGGUGGUUCUCAUCAUUCUCAGACUCGCUCAUUGGCAUACUCUCCUUCACCUGGGCCUUCAGAUCCACCUUCCGGAUCCCGAGAUAAGGGGACCGACAAGGACAAGAAGGACCCCAGUGACUCGAAGUCUGGUGAUCGCAAGAGGCCAAGAGGUAACUUGCCACCUGCACCCGUUUUCACCGGAGAUGUGAAGACAGACCCUAAGUGCUUCAAGAAGUAUGUGGGAAAGGUGGACAGUUACGUGGAGUUGGCUCGAAUGAUCAUCGAUGACAAGGAGAUCGGGCUGAGGUUGCAUGCGGCAUUGGAUGGCGCUGCUGCCGACUACCUCGAGGACGUUCCGGCCAAGACCUUCGGUGGUGAGAGCGGCUGGAAGAUCCUGAUGAAGGUGCUGAAGGACAAAUUUGACCAGCCCCGGAUGCAGAAGGUGGGGUCGGCUAUGAAGUCCUUCUUCAAGCUGCAGCUGGGCAACAACUGCACUAUGCGAGAAGCGUGCGACAUGUUGGACAAGGCCCAUCGCCAAUGUCGAGAUACCGGUCUUACUGUACCUGAUGCCAUCUUGAUACAUUGGUUCUUUGAGCAUGCCCACAUCAGCCAGGAGCGGCAGGCAAACUUGCUCUUGAGGACCAAUGGGGAGUACAACUGGAAGCUCAUCAAGCAGGCGGUGGAGUUGUUGUAUCCCAACGUCUAUGUGGGUCGAGGUGGCUACAGCUAUGGCAACCGUGGUCCACCAGGCAAAGGUCGAAGUGCACACGAGGCGCAUGCUACAGGAGAACCUGGUGACAUUCCUACAUGGGAUGCCACUGAGGAUCAGUUGGAGGGCUGGCUCUACGAGAAUGACCCCGUGGAGGCGCUGGCUGAGGUGGAACUAUGUCAAGGACUUCCAGAAGAAGUGUCGCGUGAACUACACCAAGUCUUCGCCACCCAUCGGGAGAACAGACAGAAGCUGGCCAAGGCCGUGAAAGCUAGAGGCUUUUAUGUCUCUGGUGGCAACAACUCCGGCAAGGGGAAGAAAGGCAAGAGUGGCAAGCCAUCUAGCUUUAAGCCUAAAGGUGGCAAAGGCGCCAAAGGCGGUGGAAAGGCAAGAGGCAUGUCACUAGAUGAGUUGAAGGCAGUGACAGCCUGUGCCGAUUGUGAGCAGAUUGGCCAUUGGAAGGGAGACCCAGAGUGUCCCAAGCAGAAACGUGGUGCUCACGAAGCUGCCGAGACGAUGGCGGUGAAGAGGAGUGGUAUGGCGAAGAUGAAGAAUAUCAGAGCAGUACGACGGACAAGCACGCUCCGCCCAUACGGCAUACCGCACUACAUCGACUCCGACCUCUUCAGCGGCUCCUAUAUCGUCCUCGACCUCUACACGCGGCGCGGCAGCAUCAUCAUUGCAGAGCUCUACGUCACGGAAGAGUCCUACGAGGAGGCCAAGCAGAUCACACGCCACAUCAACGCUUUGAAGCGGAAGUCAGCAGGAGAGAAGGCGAAGCCCGUGCAGUACGACUCGGUGCGGGAGGAGAUGAAGAAGGAGCUGGAGUCGGAUGACUUCCUGGCAGGCGUGCACAACGUCAAGCAGAUCAUCGAGGCGAAGACCCAGAACCUGAUCACCGAUAGCGAUGCUGCGUCGGCGGUGUGUGAAGCCGUCCGGCAUUACAAGACCGAGCCCUUCAGUGAGCCCGGUUCAGCCUUCGCCCUGCUGAAGGACAAGUCCAAAGGCCCUGACAUCGAGAGUUUGCGCUCUUCCAGGAGGACUUUCAUGACACGGCGGGUCCACUGGGAGGACAACUUCGAGGACGAGGAGAUGAUCCCGGAUGUAGUGAUGGAUCGACAGGUCCGUUCCUUGACAAGGAGGACUCCAACGGUGCAGGAUGGAAGGAGCUAUCUGACCAUCGACACGGCUUGCGAGAACACUGUGUGCGGCAUGAACGUCGUCAAGGUCAUCACCCAGCGGUUCUUUGCGGAGUUUGGUGUCGUGCCGAAGUUGGAGGCCGAAAAUGAGAAGUACUGUUUUGGACCUGGGGAUCCUAUCCCUUCGACCCAGCGGCUGAGUUUGCCGAUCGGGAUCAUGGGACACCCUAUGAUCAUCAAGACCUCUGUCAUCGAGUUGGAGCCAGGACGACCAGAUGUCCCAUUUCUCGCCGGCCAAGAUUGGCUGUUGUUCGUACAGGCCAUCAUUGACGUUGGCAAUGGAAUUCUCCGGAUGCCCCAAAUUGGCAUCGAGGCCCCGCUGCUGAUUGACCGAACUGGUCAUUUGGUGGUAGCCAUUGAUGAGUUUCCCAAAGGUGGAUGGCCCUCCAGUUUGGUGUCGACCUCUGUCACCUACGAGGGCGCACUAUUCAAGCUGUCAGACGAGAUCUGUCCGCCGAGCCAUCGGGAAACUUAUUCGUCAUCGCGCUUUGAUGUGGUGAGACAACAAGUGAAGAAAGCCCCCAACUACCACUAUGAGCCCAAUCAAGAUGAAUUCAACCUGGACUUGCCUAGGGGACCAUGUGUAGUUCCUUCUGACUAUUGGGAGUUCAAGUUUGAGAAGGGCAUUUACAUCCGCCAUCACUGCAGGCCGAGACGGCACCUCUUCACUCCGGAGGAAGAUGCUGCGUCUGGCCCCGAGCUGAACAUCCUCAGUGAUGAACGGGUAACAAAUAUUUUUGGUCUUUUAGAACCCCUCCAAGAUGUUUGGAAGUUGAACGGCGAGCUCAACAAACAAGCUCUACGACAUCCAUGGGUUGGACAGACCAUUUUCUAUGUACAUGGUAAGCCCCCCAAACUUGAUGAUUUGGAGAUUCACCCCCAUGACGGACUUGAAGUUGUUUUUCCUGACGGUAUUUCACACGUUGUGGCAGUCAAGAGCCUCACGAGUUUGCAGGGUCACAAGAAGAUUCAACAUUUUGACAUGGCAGCCAAACCUGAGCUUUUUGAGCAUAUCGAGCACUUCAACGUCAACAUCGUCUUCAAGGAGGUCAAGAACUACAUGGGCAAGACACUGCGGUCAUGGGCAAGAAUGGUCAUGGCAAUUGGCCGCCUUUGGUCGCUGGUGGCAAGAUGGACAAACCUCAACAAGGCCAUCCGGGAGUUCAAGCACCGGUCUCCGGCCUUGGUGAAUUACAUGGAAGCCCUGAUGCGGCACUCUUCGGAAAUGCCGGCCACGAUCCCGCCAACAACGACCAAAGCAGCGGGUCAGACUUCGAAGGUGCUGAUGCCGACAUACCCGCUGGCCAUUCCAAAUUGCCCUCACGAAGUGGAAGCAGCACGAAGGUUGGGGAAUGCGCACGGCCGUUUUCAAGAAUGCAUGGAUUGCGGCCUGAUUCGCAAAGCCCUCACCAAGGACUACACGGUGCCAAUCUCCAAGGAGAAGGUGGUGGUGUACCCCUAUCUGCACGGGUAUCGUCAAACACCCGGCGCAAAGGCCACAAAGUUCGUGCUGGAGCCCAAGGAAGUGGCCUACUAUGGCAACUUGGAAAAUUGCUACUCACUCUCAUCCUCGCAGGCGUCGGGGGUCUCCAUCAACGAAGUGGUGAACAAGAAGAAGGCCCCCAAGGCCAAGCCGAAAUCUACCUCCAAGAGAUCCUCAGAGGGCAACACGGAGGAGAUAUCAGUUGGGGAAUGGGAGGAUGCGCUGAUGGUGGACGACAGAGCAGCCCAGGCUAAGAUGACGUCUUCUACCUGGCCCCGACGGACCUUUGGGUAUGACAUCAUCGAGAUUUUUGGAGGUACAUCUAUGGUGUCGUUGCGGGCCGGGAGAAACUGGAAUUUGAGGGUGUUGCAGCCCAUCGACAUCCGCUACGGCGUUGACUUGAGGAGCCGACGCUGCAGAAGGUGGUUACUGAAGAUGUUGGAUGUUUGGAAUCCUCGAUUGGCAUUGGUCGAGUACCCUUGCACUCCAUGGACUAUACUCCAGAGGAAUUGCAACUACCGGGACAACAUGGAGGAGCUCUACGCACGACAGGAAGCUGACAGACCCUUCCUUAAGCUUUGCAAGGAGGUGUUCAAGAGUCAGCGACGACGUGGAGGUCAUGCACUAUGUGAGAACCCGGCCACGGCCGACAGCCAACAUCAACCUGAGACUGUGGAGUUGCGAGAGGAGUUCUAUGAAACUACGAGCUGCCUAUGUCAGUUCGGAAUGGUAAGUGCUAGAGGAUGGCCGAUGAAGAAGCGUGUCAGGUUCAUCGCCACACACAAGCACAUGACAGACUCCCUCAACGCGCAUUGCCCAGGAGACCAUCAACACGAUCCAGUUGCUGGACGAGACACUGCAGCUUCGGCUGCCUAUACACCGGAUUUGGCAGAUGCCAUCUGCCGGGCCUACCUCGAGAUCAUCGAAGAGGAGGACUUCGGGCGCAAACACACGUGGGAAACGUAUGAGCCACGGAGGUCUUACUUCGUGGACGUGGACCGCACCGAAGACAAAUGGAGGCCCUUGUUUGACUUGGUCCAGGAGCAGUUGGCGCGCAAGGCCAAGCGCGUGAGACCAGGCAUGACAGAGUGCCAUCGAGCUUCGGUGCUGAUGACCAAUGAGGACCACAUCAUCAUCGAGACGGAGUACAUCCCCGAUGCGCAAGCCCCAAGGGAAAGAUUCGUCUAUCCAGUGAGGUGGGCGAUCUUCAUACUUGGACAUGCGCCUGGCGAACCUAAAGAGCCGUCACCUGCGGCUCCGCCACCACGACAACCUUUUGAAGAAGGACCACCUGCAGAAGAUCUUCUCCUUCCCGCUCUACAACAAGAAGGACUGGUGAGGCAAGAUUUUGCAGGUGAGUGUUGGUUCGUUGGACCUCCGUUGACAAGUGGGCAGAAGAAGUUGGCACCCGCCUUGGUGCGGAUGCAUCGCAACUUGGGCCACCCACGGAAAGAAGAUUUUGUCAGGGCGCUUGCACAACAGGACCGGCUAGAACAAGACGCCUUGGUCUUGGCAAGACGGUUGAGGUGUGCAACAUGUGAACGCACUCGGCGUCCAUUGCCGCCUCGGCCCUCUUCAUUGAAGUCGACACCGGCCUUCAACACCAAGCUCUCCCUGGACUUCGUCUACCUGCACGACAGCAACGGCGAGAAGUUCCACUACCUGCACAUUUUGGAUCCUGCGGGUGCCUUCAAUGUGUUCGCGUUGGUCAAGUUAGACCGAGACGGAAGCUUCGAGGGAGUUUUCUACGAAAAGCUGACGGAUCUUGGGUUGAACCUCGACUAUAUCCCGGCGGAGGCGCACUGGCAAGCAGGCGAUGUAGAAGCUUUUAACCGAGCGUUCAGGAACGUCGCCAACAAGCUGAUUGACGAAUACCAGAUUCAAGGUGAGCAAGAUAUGAGGAUGUUGGGCGCUUCAGUUGCGGCGUCGAGACGCUUCAUGGACUCCAACGAGAUGAACAACUACGUGUUCGCACUCAAAUACGGGCCCGCCUUCGGGACAGAACUUUGGCCAGUCUCAGAGGAGGAUCUUCAGUGGUUGGAGGACAACAUGCCUGAGGAGUUCUACGAUGAGCGCGGCGAUCCUCCACUACCAGAUGACAUCCCACCUGACGCUCUCCACGAGGAGUUUGUGAUUCCACCCUAUGACGAUGAGGUAGAAAUGGCUGAGGAACUACGUCCUGCAGAAGUUCAACAAGUACCUCCUGAACUUGCUCAACCACCUGACCCUAUGCAAACGUCACCGGCCCCAUCAGAUGCAACUCAACCACAUCCUGAGUCGCCUUUGUUGACUCGGGCACCUGGCACACCUGUGGGAGGCUUACUACAGAACGCACUCCGUGAACCAGACCCCAAAAGACAGCGGCUGGGUUUGACACCUCCAGCAUCGUCUGUCGCGGUGCCUGACAGCGAUGAGGACGUGGGAUCGGUGGAGUCGCAACGACCAGCCCAUGAGACUGAGUCUAUGCCUGAUGCUGAGAUCAAGUCCGCGCUGGUAACGGCUCUCUCCAAGGACAAGUGGGAACUGAGCGACGACGGUCAGUGGUUGGUCCGUAGACAUCACCUACCGCGGCGGCAGUUGUUUUCACCGCUCGAAGUACCAGGACUACCAGUUCAAGCACAACGUCUAGGGUCAGAGAGGCACACAAGGUAUCGCUAUGUCAACUACAUGUCAAGCUUCGACCAGAAGUCAGUGGACGUGAUGUCAAAAGACCCGAAUGAGACCCCUCACUCCUGGUCGGACACUUGGCGUGGGAAUGGCUUAGAGACGGCAAUGCACUGCGAUUGGACAGGCAGCACUUGGUUCCGAGUCGUUGCCGCAGCCAAAAAGAUCAAGGGAAGAAGAGUGAGUAUGACAAGGAAAGAACAGAAGGCCCUCGACCGAGAGAUACCCUAUCACCUGAUACCAGAAGAUGAGCGAGAGGCCUAUCAUGAAGCACUUUGCAAAGAGUGGUCUACAUGGGAACGCUAUGCGGCAGUCAAGGUCUUGGACAAGGCGGCAUCCGAAGCUGUGGAGAAGUAUGUCGACAAGAACAGAAUCUUGGACACCCGCGUAUGCUAUCGCAAUAAGAACGCGGCCUUUCCUUGGAUGCCCCCGAAGCAUAAAGCAAGACUUGUCUGCCGGGGAGAUCGUGAUCCAGACAUCACCUCUCUCCGAAGAGAUGCACCUACGAUGUCGAGGAUGGCUAUGAUGGUGCUUUUACAAGUGGCAGCUGCGAUGCCGGGAUGGUUCCUGUUCAACGCAGACAUCACCGGUGCUUUUCUACAAGGAGACCAAUCUUUGUCAAGCCGUAAAGAAGCCCUUUACCUUCGACAACCUCGCGAAGGACUACCAGGACUCCAGAAGGGGCAACUGAUGUUGGUGGUCCGAGGAAUCUUCGGACUGGCAAAUUCGCCACGACUUUUCUGGCGACACCUUCGCGAUACGUUGCUGAAGAUCGGCUUCCGGCAGAGUACUUUGGACCGGGCAGUGUUCUUCUACUACAAGGAGGAGCGGCUGGUUUUGGUACUCGGAGCACAUGUUGACGACUUGCUUGGCACUGGCCAGCCAGGCGCAGCGGACGAGGUGUUGGCCGAGCUACGCGCUACUUUCGACUUCGGCGCUUGGGCUGAUAGCCGAGAAGAUGAGGUGCUCGAGUACGGCGGCAAGCAGAUCAGAAAGCUGGCAGAUGGAACCGUCCUCCUCAACCAGGAGAAGUUCAUCCGAGCUACAAGCGUGACAGCAAUUCCAAAGUGGCGCACUUCCACUCCAAACUCCAACCUGCUCAAGUCCGAGAUGACCGAGCUGCGCUCUGUCGGUGGUUGUCUCCAUUGGGUUGUGGGACAGACCCGUCCCGACCUGGCAGCAGGCACUUCGUUACACAUGUCGGGGACACCGACAGUAACCAACUUGUUGGAACUGAACAAGCUCCUCAAGGUGUGCUCUGUGGAAGGAGAUGUGGCGAGUUUGGUGGAUUGGCGAUCACAUAAGAUUAAACGGCAGUGUAGAUCUACCCUGGCAGCUGAAACGAUGUCCUUAGACGCAGCCGUUGAUUCGGGGCUCUACACCCGGGAGUUGUUGGCCGAGAUGUUGGUGGCAGACUACGUUCCUGCGCAAUCCGGCCGAUUGCCUCCUGAUUUCCUGCCGAUGCAUGCGGCCACAGACUGUCGUAGCUUGUAUGAUUUGCUCGUCAAAGACGGGUCCUUGUCAACCACUCAAGAGAAGCGUCUUGCAAUAGAUUUGGGUGGACUGCGUGAAACAGCAGCCGAAUUUGAUGAACAGUGUGAGCAAUUGACCGAGACUUACAAGUGGGUUGAUACGAAAUCCCAGUUGGCUGAUCACUUGACCAAGCCGAAACCACCCAUGCUGUUGCGAGAGCUUUUGGACAAAGGCAAGAUUGCACUCCAAACGAUCGAGUCAACUGACUCUCACGAAUUGUAA